This is a messenger RNA of Penicillium crustosum, 981 nucleotides long. RefSeq lists its product as uncharacterized. The transcript has 2 exons. Lineage: Eukaryota; Fungi; Ascomycota; Eurotiomycetes; Eurotiales; Aspergillaceae. Bases 1 to 981 code for a protein of 326 amino acids. The record is from RefSeq and is a predicted model, not a curated record.
AUGCGUUCCAACACCAUCUGGAUGCCAAAGAUUCCCCCCGGUCGACCGGGUCGAGUUCCAAUUGCGAGGAAUCCUCUAUUCAACCCAGAAGCGUCAACCACGUCCACUCCGGUUCAGGGCGAAGGGGACGAUGAGCCUGGCGACUUAAAUCUGUCACUAAAGGGCCUCACUGGCGACGAUGUUCUUCCUGAAACGGCAACACUCGAUACACCAUUGAACGGAUGGGUCUCUAUGGAUCCUCUUUCAAUCAGCGAGGCUCUUUAUGGAGAGUCAGUUAUCGCAUUUCCUGAGUUCGCAACGAGACUACCGUUCUCAACGCCCACCGAUCGGCAAUUUAACAAUUUUGGCAAUGAUAAGAAAUCUUGCGCAUGCUUUGGAUCAACUUUGCAAGCCUUGGAAAAGGCCCAGAGAACUGAUCUACAAUCUUUGGGUCUGGAUGUUGCGCUCCGACAUAACAAGGAUGCGCUGCUUACAGUCUGCAACUCGAUUAAAUGCUCUAUUUCGCAUGACAGCACUACCCGACUCCUCAUUCUAAUACUUCUUCGAAAAUCCCUCAAGCUUUACCAAAUAAUCUUCCAUCUGCGACUCAGUGCGAAGUCCAUCAAUACACCAGAGAUGGAUCCCGUGUCAGCCCCAUAUUCUAUACACGUGGCCAAUCCGGCUUUAUCGAUUUCACCUACGUCAAGUGGCCAGUCCGAUUAUUUCAACCUUUUGGUUCAUCCACAUGCAGAGAAACACCUCGAAAGUCCACCUCAGGCUACUCGACUUACAUUGGGCUCGUAUCAAUUAGAUGAAGCGGAUGAAAGGUCGUUGAAAAAGCAAAUCUUUCUCCUCGAUGUUGGAAAGGUUCCCCGAUUGUUGGAGAGACUCGAUCAGAGGGCUUGCAAUCUUGAUGAGACGGACGGUUUGGACCUUUAUAAUAUGAUGCGGAGCUCAUUGAUAGCUGAUUUUCGGGUUGUAAUGACAGAAAUACAUUCAUAG